Molecule: messenger RNA, 1941 nt
Organism: Lotus japonicus
Lineage: Eukaryota; Viridiplantae; Streptophyta; Magnoliopsida; Fabales; Fabaceae
Product: U-box domain-containing protein 7-like
Exons: 3
Coding region: 84-1601 (505 amino acids)
Molecular function (GO): protein binding
Source: RefSeq, a predicted model, not a curated record
GCAAAAACGUGGACUCAACGGUACCUUCUCACUCCGCAGCUUCCAAAGCACUCUUCUCUCUCUGCAAUGUAGGUUGCCGGAAAAUGGCAAACUGUCACCGUAACAACGUCGGAAACAUCGUUCUCGGCCACCACCCAACCAAAACCACCACCACAUUCUCCACCCACUUCCGCCUAUGGAACUCCCUCUCCGCCGCCUCCUUCCGCCGCGUCGUCCUCGACGCCGUCAGCUGCGGCGCCAGCUCCCGCUACCACCACCGACACACCUUUGACCAAAACGACGAUUCUCCCUCCGCCGCCUCGACCGCCAGAUCAGACUCCUCCAUCUCCGACGAGAAGCGGCGACACCAGGGCUCGAGGUCGGAGAAGCUCUCCGAUCUGCUGAGCGUGGCGGAGUCGGAAGCGGAGGCUGAGACGAAGAAGAAGGAGGACGCGCUGGAGGAGAUGAAGCGUCUUGUGGCGGAGCUGCAUCAGGGUGAUGAUACGGUGAAGCGGCGAGAGGCUGCCGCCACCGUGAGGAUGCUCGCGAAGGAGGACUCGCAUGUCAGGGGAACGCUCGCAAUGCUUGGUGCUAUACCACCUCUGGUUGCAAUGCUCGACUCCGAAGACCUCGAUUCUCAGAAAGCUUCGCUGUAUGCGUUGCUCAAUCUGGGUAUCGGAAACGACGCAAACAAAGCAGCAAUUGUGAAAGUUGGCUCUGUUCACAAGAUGCUCAAGCUCAUUGAAUCUCCAGAAGGUCUAGAUUCAGGGGUGUCUGAAGCAAUCGUUGCGAAUUUCCUUGGAUUGAGUGCUUUGGAUUCGAACAAACCGAUAAUUGGGUCAUCUGCUGCAGUACCAUUUCUAGUUAGAACCCUUCAGAGUUCAGAUGUUAAAACUAGCUCCCAGGCUAAGCAAGAUGCUCUGCGAGCGCUGUACAAUCUUUCAAUCUUCCCGGGGAAUAUUUCAUUCAUUCUGGAAACCCAUUUGGUCCCGUUUCUGAUAAACUCAAUAGGGGACAUGGAAGUAACCGAAAGAAGCCUCUCAAUCCUGAGCAAUUUGGUAUCGACCCGGGAGGGUAGAAAAGCUAUCAGUGCUGUGCCGGAUACCUUUCCCAUCCUGGUGGAUGUAUUGAACUGGACCGACUCCCCUGAAUGCCAGGAAAAGACUUCGUACGUUUUGAUGGUGAUGGCGCACAAAUCCUUUGGUGACAGGCAGGGUAUGAUUGAGGCGGGGAUUGUGUCGUCGUUGCUUGAGUUGUCGCUUCUCGGAACCACAUUGGCUCAGAAAAGGGCCUCGAGGAUGUUGGGAAGCUUGAGGGUGGACAAAGGGAAGUAUGUCUCUGGGAGCUGUGGCGGAAAUUUAGGCGCAACUGUCUCUGCCCCUAUUUGCGGCUCUUCAUCUUCUUGUGCAAAGCCAGAUGGAGGAGGGAAAGAGGGAUCUGAGGAGGAUGAAGAUAUGAUGAUGAGUGACGAGAAGAAAGCGGUGAAGCAAUUAGUCCAGCAGAGUUUGCAAAACAACAUGAGGAAGAUUGUGAAGAGGGCCAACUUGCCGCACGAUAUCGUUCCAUCCGAUCAUUUUAGGUCUCUCACUUCGAGUUCGACUUCAAAGAGCCUACCAUUCUGAAGAAUUGCAGCUGUAUGAAGAGUAAACCAUUAACUAAAUGCAGAUCCAAAUGGAAUGGAAUGGAAGAUGGAUUUUUCAACUGAGAUCUGGUUGUGAUGGAGAGGUGAGCUGUUUGCUGCAAAUAAGGCAUUUUGUCCCCACUAUGUAAAUGUUACAUGAUGUCUCGUGGGGUCUAGUUAUUUUGUAAUGUUAUCUUUUAGAUAUUGCUUUAAUUUAUUAGACUUUAGUGUAAAUAUUCUAAUGUUAAUGUUUCUGGUCUUAACCAUUUAAGUAUAUCACCUUCCAUCAUGUGCCAAUUAAGGGGGCAAUUAAAUUAAGGAUUGGUUUUUCAUUUAUUUCC